Molecule: messenger RNA, 1230 nt
Organism: Effrenium voratum
Lineage: Eukaryota; Dinophyceae; Suessiales; Symbiodiniaceae
Source: the annotation of a GenBank genome assembly
AUGCCUCGUGCAAUCCUGUGCGUUCUGGACAGUUUCGGCAUUGGCGGUGCCACGGAUGCGGACGCCUUCGGCGAUGCCGGGUCCGAUACACUCGGUCAUAUCGCCGAGCACUGCGCGGACGGUAGGGGCGACAGGGAAGGGCUGCGCAGCGGUCCCUUGUCAGUGCCCAACAUGGAUCGGCUCGGACUUGGGGCUGCGGGGCGUCUUUCAACCGGAAAGGCUAUUCCCGGCCUGGAUUUUCCGGGAGAUCCAGAUGGUCUCUGGGGAUAUGCUGCUGAAGUCUCGCACGGCAAGGAUACUCCGUCCGGUCACUGGGAGAUCGCCGGUGUUCCCGUGCGCUUUGACUGGGGCUAUUUCCCGGAGACAAUUCCGGCUUUUCCGAAGGAACUUGUCGCAAAGAUCAGCGAAGCCGCAGGGUUGGACGGAAUUCUCGGUGACAAACAUGCAUCUGGAACCGAGAUCAUCGCAGAACUUGGCGAGGAACAUGUCAGGACAGGCAAACCGAUCUUUUAUACCUCUGCGGAUUCCGUCAUCCAGAUUGCGGCACAUGAAGGACAUUUCGGUCUGGAGAGGCUCCUGAAGCUCUGCGAAACAGCUCGUGAAUUUGCCGACACCUACAAUAUUGGCCGUGUCAUUGCCCGCCCGUUUGACGGCGAGUCGUCCGAAACGUUCCGACGCACCGCCAACCGGCGCGAUUACUCCGUCCUGCCGCCUGAACCGACUUUGCUGGAUCGCCUGAGUGAUGCCGGGAGAACGGUCAUAGGUGUCGGCAAGAUUUCGGACAUCUUUGCGCAUCAGGGUGUGGCCAGGGUUUUGAAGGGGGCAGGCAACGAUCAACUCUUCGAUCGGACCCUCGAAGCGAUGGAGAUGGCACAAGACGGCGAUCUGGUCUUUUCCAACUUCAUCGAUUUCGAUUCGCUAUAUGGGCAUCGGCGUGACGUUCCGGGCUAUGCGGCUGCCCUGGAACACUUCGACCGGCGGUUGCCGGAAAUGAUCAACAGAAUGCGGGCGGGAGACCUGCUUGUUCUGACAGCUGAUCACGGCUGUGAUCCAACCUGGAAGGGAACCGACCAUACUCGGGAAAAUGUUCCGGUGAUUGCGACCGGCCCGGGCAUUGCGGGGAAAAGCGUCGGUGGUAGAAAAACCUAUGCGGAUAUCGGCGAGAGUGUUGCGGCCCAUCUCGGGAUCGCGCAAGGUCCGCAUGGAACGAGUUUUCUCCAGAUUGAUUGA